AUGGAGAAGUACGACUUGCUAGCCCAAGAGCUGGAGCAGUGCCGGACACAGCUAACUCCUGCUACCACCGAACUGGAAAAGUUCAAGAAGGCGUCCUCUGGGUCAUCGGACCAACUGGAAGAGGAACUGAAGGCCGCGCAAGUGAGCGAAAGAGAGGCGAAGAGACAACAUCCCGCGGGCGAGCGCGUCUUCACCAAAGUUCUUAUGGAGAAGUACGACUUGCUAGCCCAAGAGCUGGAGCAGUGCCGGACACAGCUAACUCCUGCUACCACCGAACUGGAAAAGUUCAAGAAGGCGUCCUCUGGGUCAUCGGACCAACUGGAAGAGGAACUGAAGGCCGCGCAAGUGAGCGAAAGAGAGGCGAAGAGACAACAUCCCGCGGGCGAGCGCGUCUUCACCAAAGUUCUUAUGGAGAAGUACGACUUGCUAGCCCAAGAGCUGGAGCAGUGCCGGACACAGCUAACUCCUGCUACCACCGAACUGGAAAAGUUCAAGAAGGCGUCCUCUGGGUCAUCGGACCAACUGGAAGAGGAACUGAAGGCCGUGCAAGUGAGCGAAAGAGAGGCGAAGAGACAACAUGCCGCGGGCGAGCGCGUCUUCACCAAAGUUCUUAUGGAGAAGUACGACUUGCUAGCCCAAGAGCUGGAGCAGUGCCGGACACAGCUAACUCCUGCUACCACCGAACUGGAAAAGUUCAAGAAGGCGUCCUCUGGGUCAUCGGACCAACUGGAAGAGGAACUGAAGGCCGCGCAAGUGAGCGAAAGAGAGGCGAAGAGACAACAUCCCGCGGGCGAGCGCGUCUUCACCAAAGUUCUUAUGGAGAAGUACGACUUGCUAGCCCAAGAGCUGGAGCAGUGCCGGACACAGCUAACUCCUGCUACCACCGAACUGGAAAAGUUCAAGAAGGCGUCCUCUGGGUCAUCGGACCAACUGGAAGAGGAACUGAAGGCCGUGCAAGUGAGCGAAAGAGAGGCGAAGAGACAACAUGCCGCGGGCGAGCGCGUCUUCACCAAAGUAUAUUGA
This is a messenger RNA of Aegilops tauschii subsp. strangulata, 1023 nucleotides long. NCBI's taxonomy places the organism in Eukaryota, Viridiplantae, Streptophyta, Magnoliopsida, Poales, Poaceae. The record is from RefSeq and is a predicted model, not a curated record.